AUGGAUGAAGCUAUCGCUAUUGUCGGCAUAGGGUGCCGGUUUCCUGGUGGGGCAAACUCGCCCCAGCGCUUAUGGGAACUGCUGCGCAACCCGACAGAUCUGGCGAGAAAGGUCCCUGAAGACCGGUUCAACAUGGAUGCUUUUUACCAUUCCCAGGCGGGACAUCAUGGCACUACUUAUGUGUCUGAGUCGUACUUCCUGGAUGAGGACAUCAAGAAGUUUGAUGCACCCUUCUUUAACAUAUCACCCGCUGAGGCCGCUGCAAUGGACCCGCAGCAACGCUUACUACUUGAAACUGUGUACGAGUCACUAGAUCGAGCCGGUCUGGCGCUGGAGAAGCUCCAAGGGUCCCAAACAGGGGUCUUUUGCGGGCUCAUGCGACACGACUACCACCAACUACUUGCAACAGACGUGGAGACGAACCCACCAUAUGCCCUGGCAGGUACGGCUGCCUCGAUUCUGGCCAACCGCGUGUCGUACUUCUUUGACUGGCAUGGGCCAUCUAUGACUGUUGACACAGCCUGUUCCUCAAGUCUGGUCGCUCUACAUCUGGCUUGCGAAUCCUUGCGCAAAGGCGAGUCCUCGUUAGCUGUGGUUGCGGGCAGCAACCUGAUAUUGAGUCCAGACCCCUAUAUCUGGGAAGCAAAAAUGCAGCUGCUGUCACCCAGCAACCGCUGUCAUAUGUGGGAUGCGAGCGCUGAUGGCUUUGCCUGCGGAGAGGGAGUGGCGGCAGUGGUGUUGAAGAGGUUGAGUGACACCAGUGGUGAUGAGAUUGACUGUCUGAUUCGGGCGACUGGGGUCAACUCAGAUGGCCGCAGCGCAGGGCUAGUCAUGCCGAACGGCGACGCGCAGCAGGCCUUGAUGUCUUCUACAUAUGCCCGUGCUGGACUCGAUCCGAGACGAAACCCUUAUGAUCGGUGCCAGUUCUUCGAAGCCCACGGCACUGGCACCCGAGCAGGUGACCCUCAAGAGGCAGCAGCCAUCCACAGCUUUUUCUGGGGGGACCGCAGCGAUAACUACGAACAUGAAAACCCAAUUUAUGUCGGUUCGGCCAAGACCAUUAUUGGCCAUACAGAGGGCACUGCUGGGCUUGCGGGAAUCAUUCGUUCCGCGUUGGCCUUAAAACAUGCGGUAAUUCCGCCAAACCUACACUUCCACAAACAAAGCAACCGUGUCGACCCAUAUAUUGCUCAUUUAGAGGUCCCGACACAGGCUCUACCUUGGCCUGAUUUGCCGGCCGGCGUGCCACGGCGUGCAUCCGUCAGCUCGUUUGGGCUCGGAGGCAUGAACGCGCAUGCUAUUCUUGAGAAUUUUGACCAGGCUCAGCUCUUUUCACAGGAUCGUCCUCAGUGCCAACAGCCUCUGCUUCCGGUGGUUCUGUCAGCAGCGUCCACAGUCACCCUGGGAGAUAUGCUACAACAGUACGCUGAGUGGCUCCGGGAGCACCCUACAGUGGAUCUACUGGAUCUGGGAUCUUCCCUAUUGACACGUCGGUCAGCCUUUCGCCACCGGAAGUUUUUCACCGCUACAUCGCCCGACGAGCUUCGGCAAAAGAUUGAGCACGAUAUGAAGCAUUGUACGAAUGGUAGUAUGUCGACAGUUGCCCUCCGGCCCGGCCAGAAAGAAAAGCAAAUCCUCGGCAUCUUCAACGGCCAAGGAACACAGUGGCCGCAGAUGGGGCUGGACCUCAUCCAGGCCUGCCCUGAAGCUAUGUCCUGGAUGCGCCAGCUACAGCAGUCAUUGGAUGAACUUCCUGAGAAAUAUCAUCCCGACUUUACGCUCCUAGACGAGCUGUCCGCCCCAGAGACUUCGUCCCGGCUCAACACAGCUGCCAUCUCACUACCGGUACGAACGGCUCUUCAGAUCAUCCAGGUUAACAUGCUUCGCGUCCUUGGAAUCUCCUUCACAGCAGUGGUGGGACAUUCCUCUGGGGAGAUUGCUGCAGCAUAUGCUGCUGGUGUACUCAGUGCACCUGACGCAAUCCGAGUCGCGUACCUACGCGGUUUCGUAAUUAACGAGCUCGCAUCUCACGGGCGGAUGAUGGCUGUGAAUUUGUCCGAGCAUCAGGCGAAUACGAUUUGCUCGGACUCACGGUAUCAAGGACGGGUGGCCAUGGCAGCCUGUAACGCACCAUCCAAUGUCACCUUGUCCGGUGAACAUGAGACCCUGGAGGAGCUCGAGUGGCUGCUGCAGAGCCUUGACCGGCAUCCACGUCGAUUGACAACUGAUGUAGCUUAUCACUCCCACCAUAUGCGGGCCUGUACGGAGUCCUAUCUGCGCGCCCUAGAGUCCUGUAAUAUCAAGGUGCAACCGCCAACCUCCACGCAAUGGUACUCAAGCGUAUACAGGGGCAGGGCAGUGAACGCGGCAGAUGCUGCACUUGACGGCGCGUACUGGUGUGAGAACCUGCUGUGUCCGGUCUUAUUCUUCGCAGCCCUGACAGCUUGCCUGGAGCAGAUCCCGGGCAUCGAUAUGAUCAUCGAAGUCGGCCCAAAGGCUGCACUUCAAGGCCCGACACGACAGACUCUGGUUAACAUGCACCCCAAAGGUCCUGAGAUCCCCCAUAUCGGAUUGGCUCGACCAGGGAAAAGUACUAUAGAGUCCAUGGCUAUAGCUAUUGGCUGGCUUUGGGCAUAUCAUGGUGCGCAGGAGCUACAGGUCCAACAAUAUAUGCGUCUGUUUGCACCUUGCCGAGAUGUGCGCUACCUGAAAUCACUUCCAACGUAUCCAUUUGACCAUCGUACUUCCUACUGGGCUGAACCCCGGCUCGCCAAGGCCCGCUUGCGUCGACGAACUUCACCAAAUCCCUUGCUGGGAGCACUUAGCGCCGAAAGUGGCCAAGGUGAAUGGCGCUGGAGAAACUACCUGCGCUGCGAGGAGCUGCCUUGGCUAGUUGACCACCAGAUCUUGUCAGAGGUAGUGUUUCCACCGAUGGGCUACAUUGCCAUGGUGCUUGAGGCGGCCCGGAUCAUGUCCGAAGGAAAAUCUCUGGAGCUGCUGGAGAUUCAGCAAUUGAUACUGGAGCGCACCAUUUCCAUCCCUGAAGACGGGCCAGGCGUCGAAACCCUCUUCAAAGUAGAUGUUGAGUCUGAUUGUGACGACAGGAUCUCAGCCACUUUCCAAUGCCAGGCAAACUAUGAGGGUGAUCUGGAACGGUGUUUGUCCGGCCGUAUCACCCUUACUCUCGGCGAACCAGAACCGACGGCCUUGCCGUCCAGAGAUGAGGCCAAGUCCAACUUGCGGCCGGUCAAUAUGGAGGAUUUCUACUACAAGUUACAGGCCAUCGGAGCCGACUUCUCGAAUAGUUUCCGGAGCAUGACCGAACUUAAGCGACGGCAAUAUUGUGUGCAAGGGGUGGCUAACGCCCCCUGCGAUGAAUUACUUAUCCUUCACCCCGCUACAAUGACUAUAGCGCUACAGGCACUGUGGGGAUCCAUCGAGGGCACAGAUGAUGGGCGGUUGCCAGCAUUGCUGCUGCCUACAAGGAUCGAUUCCAUCAUAAUCAACCCCUCUUGCUGCCAUCCCGGAGCCAUCGGUAUUGAUGCCACUAUCACGCACAUCGGGGCCGGCAGUGUCUGUGGCAAUGCAUUCGUGCUCAACGCGGUAGGGGAUGGAAUGGUCCAACUGGAGGGCAUCCAUCUGACGCCAUCCAAUCCCGUCACCGAUGACCAUAAUCUAGAUAUCUCUGCGUUCGGAACGACUGUCUGGGGCCCAUUGCAACCGGACCCCACAAUCGGUACUCCAAUGGAGCUCCCAGCUGCAUUCUCUAUACAGAUUCUGCAAGAGCGCUUAGCCGUGCUGUACCUUCGAGAUGUCCAAGCCCAGCUCACUCCACAGGAUCGGAAGCAGCUCGACUGGCAUCGCAGCCGAUAUGUCGCGUGGAUGGAUCGCAUACUGUCCAAGAUUCAGGAUGGAUCACACCCUCAUUACCCGCAGGAAUGGCUCCAUGGGACUGUGGAUGGCAUGAUCUCUGGAUCGCUCGGUGGGACACAUGGGACUAUUAUCCGUGUCACGAAUAUCGUAGGGCAGAGCUUACUACACUUCUUGCGUGGUGAGGCAACAAUACUGAGGGAGCUACGCUACGACAAUGAUCUCCUCUCUCGUUACUACCAGAACGAUAAUGCGAUGCGUAUCAUGAGUUACAAGCUAGGCACCGUAGUUGGCCAGAUUGCGUUCCGUAACCCUUGUCUCGACAUCCUCGAAGUUGGCGCCGGCACUGGGUCAGCGACCCGCGCCGUGCUGUCCUCUAUCGGCCGAGGAUAUCAAUCCUACACCUAUACUGAUAUCUCGCCAGCCUUCUUUGAGGAUGCACGCGCGGAAUUUGCCGCACAUUCAGACCGUGUCAUCUACCAGGUGCUAGAUAUAGAACGUGACGUGCGGGAUCAAGGCUUCUCCACACAUGGCUAUGAUUUAGUGAUUGCGAGCAACGUGCUACACGCGACCAAAUCCCUUCGCCUCGCGCUGAGGCAUGUAAGAGAGCUUGUCAAACCCUCUGGCUAUUUUGUCAUGCUUGAGGGUACAGAUCCAGAUCGAGUGGCGCCCCCGUUCAUCUUCGGCGGCUUCGAGGGCUGGUGGCUAGGCGAGGACGAUGGGCGAUCUUGGGGGCCAUUGAUCCGCUCUGAAGAAUGGGAGGCAUUGUUACAGUGUGCUGGUUUUGGUAUCCACACCUCGCACACACCAGUGGAACAGGAUAAUGCGCUGGGCAUGUCUCUGAUACUAUCGCAGGCUGUCGACGGUUGUACGCAGCACCAGCACGAACCCCUAACUGUCCCCGCAUCAGGGCCACAGAUGAAUUUGCUGCUGAUCGGCGGUGCCACUGAGGCCACAGCACCGAUUGUCGAGGAGCUGUCUAUAACACUUCGGCCUUACUUCGCGCACGUUUUCUCCUGCUCGGCUGUACGAUAUUUUAUGCCUGAUACGAAAGCCACUGUUCUUGCCGUCCUUAGCCUUGUCGAUUUCGACUACCGGCUACUCCCAAACGAUUCCGAGACGCGGUGGCAAGGGCUGGAGGCGCUUAUGAAGGCAGCAAGCUGCCUAUUGUGGGUGACCUCGGGGGAGGACAGCAUUGAUCCAUGUUACUCCUUGAACAAAGGCUUCCUGCGCUCACUCGCCCUCGACUCGUCGUUCGGCAUGUUGCAACAUCUUACCGUCGUGGAUCCUACAGCACUGGAGGUGAAGAUGCUCGCCACCACAUUCAUGCGGCUCGUUCAUACGAAGAGGGCAAGCAUCGACUUUCAUGCCGUGGGCAGUCCCGAGAUCGAGCUGCGGUGGAAGGACGGGAUCAUGCAGAUCCCACGUAUCAUGCGCAGUAGGACAAUCAACCGCCGCUUGCUAGCCAGCCGUGGCAUUCCCGUGUCAGACUCAGUGGAUGUACGGACCUCGGUUCUCCAGGCGGUUGCGUCCAGCGACAUACCGGGUCAAGUGACUAUCUGCUUGGUAGAUUCCAUGUACUUCCCUGCCAAGAACCUGCUUCCAGCGGACUCCCUUGCUCGACAUGACGUACAUUAUUCCACUCGUGCUGCACUGGAAAUUGCAGGGGCCGACUUUUUGCAUCUGGUGGUAGGACGGAAUCUUUCCAACGGUACCCGACAGCUGGCCUUGUCGGCCUCCCAUGGCUCAGUCGUCACAACACCAUCUUCGUGGUGCUGGGAUAUCCCGGACUCAGUUCCUGCCCAUGAUGAGCCAUCUUUCUUACACGCUGUGGCCGGUGUCCUUGUGGCCAUGGCGGUGGUCCGCCCGGCUGUUCGGUCUCAGGUACUGUGGGUUCAUGAUCCGCAUGUCGUAGGGCCAGGAUUCCAGGCCUCAUUGGCAUCUACUGCGUCUAUGCUCGGCGUCAAUCUUCAGUUAAGUACAUCUCGCCGUCAACAAGAUCCCGAAAUACUCUUCCUCCAUUCUCGGAGCUCCGCUCAGACACUGGCCCGCCUGCUGCCGACAAAUAUCUCAACCGCAGUUGUAUUUGGUGACAGUCCCCUCUCUCGGCGGAUACCCUCUGUGCUGCCAAACGGUGCUGCCCAGCGAAAACUUUGUGACUUCUGCCGUCCGUCCUCCUCCAUUUCCAAAGAGAUGUACAUACAGUCCGUCACCGAUGCACUUCGUAGCGCCUGUUUGUUUACCAGUCGAACGAGAGGAUAUCAAAAUAGUAUUGGCACGAUUAGUCCAGAGGAACUCUCCCGGCGUCCAAUGACCCUCCAGCCUCUGGAGAUUGUAAAUUGGAGGCAGCCUACUCGCGUUGAAGCACAGGUGCUACCAGCCAGCUCCCUAGUGACUCUGUCGUUGACCAAAACAUAUCUUGUUGCUAAUAUGACGGGCGACCUAGCCCGGUCGGUGAGUGAAUGGAUGUCCCGUCAAGGUGCUCGAUACAUCGUCCUCGCCAGUGAUCGUGCAGACUUAGACCCUUCAUGGGUUGCGGAGAUGCUGAAUAAUGGAGUGCACUUACGAUUAAUGCAAACGGAUAUCUCUAAGCAGGAGUCCGUUCUCCAGGUUGACCACACUAUUAGAAGGAGCUUUCCACCGCUGGGAGGUAUCAUUUACAGCAGUCUGGGCCAGUUGGAAUGGCCCUUGGGACGGACGACGCUCGACAAUCUACGCCACCAGUGGGAGCCAGCGGUCCAUAGUGGCCGUUUGCUAGAUGACCUCUACCGUAGCUACGAUCUGGAGUUUUUUAUCUUCGUAGGGUCACUGCUCGGGCCCAUUGGCUGCGCUGGUCAGUGUGACAUCUUAGCCACUAGUGAGUUCCUCUCGGGGAUUGUUUCCCGGCGCCGGCGAGAAGGUCGCGUGGGCAGUAUAGUCUAUCUUGGUGACAUGCAUGGACUAGACUCCACAGAGCGUAGCAAAGAAAGCCCCGUGGGUGCGCCAUCACUAUCUGAACGAGAGAUACAUGAGGCCCUCUCUGAGGCAGUAAUUGCAGGCCGUCCAGAGUCAGAUUAUGAUCCAGAAAUCUUAGCUGGUCUCCGACUAAGUGACGAAUGGUCCCAGAUCCCGAAGAUGUGGCCAUGGAUGAUCAAGACAGGAAACUCACACGUCAAUACAUCACCGCGCCAGAAAUUAGAUGCUCGCGCCCAACUUGGAGCAGCCACAAGCAACGAGGAGGCUGCAGAUAUAAUUAUGAGGCACCUCAUAGACAAACUAUGCAGCAAGCUGGGCCUCACUGCAAGCGCCAAAAUCGGACGUGCAACCUUGUUGCAUGAGCUCGGAAUUGACUCACUUGUCGCGGUGGACGUGCAUAUCUGGCUCUCUAAGGAGCUGGGGGUCAAGAUUCCAAUUACACAGAUGAUGGGUGGUGACUCUAUUGGCCGUCUGGCCGUUGAAGCUGCCGCGCGCCUUGGUGGGACUGAUGUUCGUAUUAUGUAG
Messenger RNA from Aspergillus tanneri, 7350 nucleotides. RefSeq names its product Type I Polyketide synthases (Type I PKS). The coding region runs from base 1 to 7350 and encodes 2449 amino acids. Gene Ontology annotation, molecular function: fatty acid synthase activity; 3-oxoacyl-[acyl-carrier-protein] synthase activity; phosphopantetheine binding. The record is from RefSeq and is a predicted model, not a curated record. NCBI's taxonomy places the organism in Eukaryota, Fungi, Ascomycota, Eurotiomycetes, Eurotiales, Aspergillaceae. The transcript is spliced from 2 exons. Gene Ontology annotation, biological process: fatty acid biosynthetic process; secondary metabolite biosynthetic process.